Messenger RNA from Lactuca virosa, 357 nucleotides. Lineage: Eukaryota; Viridiplantae; Streptophyta; Magnoliopsida; Asterales; Asteraceae. The record is from the annotation of a GenBank genome assembly.
AUGGAUGGAUAUGAUUGUGGACAUGAGGAUGAAGAGAAGGACUGUGAGUAUUUUCGUUGGAUUGACCCACCAAUGUUGAAUAAGUGGUAUAAAGAAAGAAUGUAUGAAUUAGGAGCUGUUGCUAAUGGGGGUGUAGUUAUUCCUUUAAAUAACCCUGUUAAUGAAGGUGAAAUACCUGUUGAUGGCCCUAUUGCCCCUGUGAAUGUCGAUGUCCCUAUUGCCCCUGUGAAUGCUCUUGAACUUGAUAAUCAAAUUGCAAUGCGUGAGAAUACACAUGUGCCUGGUAAUGAAUUUGGAUUCUGCAAGUGGAUGAUGGUUUGUUUCGUUUGUUUCAUUGUAGGGAUGAUGUAUGGUUAG